AUGUUAUGCUGUUCAAAUGCAAAAAAAUAAAAAAUUUCUCAAUAGCAAAAUGCCAUUAACUUAUAAACAACUCAUCAAAUUUAACAAGUAUUAAUAACAAUUAUUCUAGGAAGAAUCUCUUAACAUAAAUGAUGAAGCUUGCACAUUUCAUACUACAAUAUAAAUUCAACAAAUAAACACUAUUUAGACAUACAAAAUUACUUUAGAUCACUAAACCAUAAGGUAUUGUUUUUAUUAAUUAAACAUAGUAGAUCAAAUAGUCGUGGAAAUAAUGAUCACAUUGCCUAAUCGAUUAUUAUUUAACCAAUUAGAAAAACACCAUUUUUUACUUUUAAGAAAGGAGGAACUGAUUAUUCAACAAAAUACCUAUCAACUAAGUAAGGGUAUACAUUACUAGUAACAGCUCUUUCAAAAUGA
Molecule: messenger RNA, 417 nt
Organism: Paramecium pentaurelia
Lineage: Eukaryota; Ciliophora; Oligohymenophorea; Peniculida; Parameciidae
Source: the annotation of a GenBank genome assembly